GUAAAAUAAAACCAUUUUCCGACAUACGUUAUCGAUUCGGCCGGACAAUAGGAAAAUCGUGUCGGCUUAGAGCUUACGCACAGGCAUAGCAUGAAUCUACCAACUAUUUGGUCCAUUUGCAUUGCAUCAUCAUAUAUGGCGAUCGGUCAAGUUGUAAAAGAGGUGGAAACCUCGUUUUCCAACUCUUCCCUUUCGUUCAUUCCAUUGCUUUUGAUAAAGGGUAUCUUUCCCUGCGGGGAAUUCAGGGUGGGGCCUUUUGGCGCGCGGGGCCUAGCCGUCCUUUCUUGAAUUUUGACCCUCCAUGCGCCUCACUAGUCUAUUAUCUGACAGUAAAAGUGGAAUCUUUAUUUGUCUUUCGUUGAAAUAUCUGCCCCCUUGUUUUUGUUAAACUCAACACAGUCAUUUUUAAAGCUAAAGUUCAGACGAAAGUAGUGUGUUUUCUGUACUACUCCGUAUUAGUUUGGUCUGUUGUAUUUUUUCAAUCUUUCACAAUUCAAUUAUUGCGGUUUACAAGUUUUUGAAGAAGAGGAAGAAACGGAAGAAAUGGGUGUGGUUUCUCAAGAAUCAAUCAAUGAAUUUGGAGCAUUAAUGGAACAAUUGGAUGAAUCACUCAAGAAGACUUUCCAGAAUAUUCAUCAAGGACAUCCACAAGAAACUCUUGUGCGCUAUCUAUCUGCAAGAGAAGGAAAUGUUUCUAAGGCUCACCAGAUGUUGAUGGGUAGCCUAAAGUGGAGGCUCCAAAAUGAGAUUGAUGAUAUUUUAGCGAAACCUAUCAUUCCUCUUGAUCUUUACCGAGAUGUACGUGAUUCACAUCUAGUUGGACUGUCUGGUUACACAAGAGAGGUACAUAUUCUGGGCCUUCCAGUGUUUGCUUUUGGUGUGGGUCUUAGCACAUUCGACAAAACAUUGGAUAAUUACUAUGUGCAAUCUCACAUUCAGAUGAACGAGUAUAGGGACCGUGUAGUGCUGCCCUUAGCAUCAGAGAAGCACGGGACCCAUAUUAGCAAAUGCGUCAAGGUUUUGGAUAUGACUGGCCUUAAACUUUCAGCUUUGAGCCAAAUAAAGUUAGGCACUAUUAUAUCUUCCAUUGAUGACCUGAAUUAUCCAGAGAGAACAAUUACAUACUACAUUGUUAAUGCUCCAUAUGUUUUUUCAGCUUGCUGGAAGGUUGUCCGACCACUUCUCCAUGAGAGGACGAGGAAAAAAAUCCGUGUGUUAUCAGGUAGUGGACAAGAUGAGCUUCUGAAGAUAAUGGAGUAUUCGUCUCUUCCCCACUUUUGUCGUAGAAAAGGUUCCGGGUCAUCUCGGUACUUCGAGGGACCUGAUGAUAAUUGCUUUUUGGUGGACCAUCAUUUUCACCAACAACAUUACAAUUACAUGAAGGAGCAGGGAUUGAGCCGUGCACCUCUCAUUCCACUAAAACAAGGCUCUUUUCAUGUUGAUUUUCCUAAAACCGAAACUGAAGGAACCGAAUUUGUCAAGAAGAUGGCAUCCGAGUUACAAACUUUUGGAAACAAAGAGAGAAUUUCAGAGUCAUUGGAAGACCUGAAAAUUGACAACUGCCAUUGAUUUUUUAGUGCAGUUAGGUCACUGUUCUUCUAACCCUUGCCUUUCAUAUAGGAAAAUGGCUAUAUACAUAUACUGUAUAAUAAUAACUAUAUAAGAAUCAGAUUAAAUAUCUCACGGAAUAAAUAACAAAUAUGGAAGCUAAUGUAGAAAUCUGAGCUUUAACUUGGUAUCAUAGGGAAUUGCAAAAAAAAAAAAAAACUUGGUAUCAUAGGGUUUUACGUUGUUGUUCUAUGCCCAAGCUUGGUAGCUGUUUGAGAAUAAUGUAUCGACAACAAUGCCCCACCAUUAUAUUAAUAAAAGUACUCGUAGCUUAUAUGUUAUGAUGAAAA
Molecule: messenger RNA, 1898 nt
Organism: Cuscuta europaea
Lineage: Eukaryota; Viridiplantae; Streptophyta; Magnoliopsida; Solanales; Convolvulaceae
Source: the annotation of a GenBank genome assembly